UACAUCGUAUUUGCUUGCACCUUGCAGUGCUGACUGCUCAGUGCUUACAAUUUAUUCUCACAAGCUCACAACUCACAAUAGUUAUGGUAGAUGAUAGGGUGGUUACACAGUAAUAAGUCAUAGUUAUUACUGCUGUCGUGUUUUUCAAGUCUUUGGUAGCUUUAAGAACUAUUUAAUACAAACGAUUUAUUUUUAAAACUUUGUUAGAACAAUGAAUGACGACAGGGAAAGAGAUGAAGACUCAUUGUCGGACGUUUGGUUUACUAAUUGGGAACAGCAAUGCAUGCAACAUCUAGACAGUGAGCCCGAAUAUGAAGGACAGCUGAAUAGUGAACGAGAUUUAUCUACUCAAAAAGCAUGGUAUAGUUUUCAAAAUGCUGCAGCAUCUAUAGCUCAAUUGUACAAAGAUCGUCUUCAACAUUCGUCUUCUCUUUGGGUGCCAUUCCAGACUGCUGCUGGAACAGUUGCCACUCUUUACAAAGAAUCAUCCGAAUCAAUCCGUAAAUCUGGUGAAUUAGGGAUUCAAACUGGCUACCAACGACGUAACAAAGAAAUUCUGAAUUGGGCACGAAAAAAGCGCCGUUAUAUCCGCAGAGAAGAUUUGAUUUCAUAUCUGGCCGGCAAAUCACUACCUCCCCGUGCUACACCUCAUCAUCACAGAUCAUCUCCACGUCCUCUUCUGCUGGUCACUGACCGCCAUUCACCCAACCUCCAUCACCAGUCCAACUCGGAACUCCACCAUCAUUUCGGCCAAACAAACACCAACAGCACACUAGAUGACAACCUACACAUGUUCAGGGAAGCCCUAUCGUUGCCAGUGGGUUGCGGUGUGAAACGCCAGCGGUCGGUUGAGCUGAGCACAUUCAUGGCGGGAGAAUUUGCGCGUCACGGUACCAGCAAACAGCUCCUGCGUCCCCCCUCCUCCACCUCGCACCCCUCACCACCCCCCCACGAUGUCAACAUGGACUCGCCCACCCACCCUAAGCGGCAGCGGUUUAUGUAGUGAACACCCCCACCCAAUCAUAAUCGUACGAAUAACAGACAAAAAGUGGCUGAUAAAUUUUCUCGAAGAAGUCUGACAGCCAAUUAAGCUAGGUCGCUACAAUCGUAAUGUAUAAUAAUUAUUUUCACGAAUAGUGUAUAAAAACAGAUAAUAAUAUAGAAAUGAAACAAACACCAUUCUCAUCAUUAGUAAAAUAUUUUUUGUUCUAGUGUAAGGUAUAAAAUUAUGGGAAAAAUCAUUCAUCUCCACAUUCAUUAUGUGGAGAUAAAAUAAAGUCAGAAUAAUUUUAUAAUAAUUAUCAAAUCGAUUAUAAUUCCAUAUAAGUUUCUUGUCUUGAACAUACAGGGUUGUUACACUGGCUCACAGUGUAAAAUAUUUAUGUAGUUCAUAGUUUUCAAGUUGAAAGUGGAAUAUUUAUUUUUCGUAUGAGACAAGCAUUUUGCCACCUUUUCAUAUCAAUUUAACACGUGAAAAAUGAUUGAAAAUCAUUAUAAAGAUCACUUUAUCAUGCAAGUUAGAUUUGAAUAGAAUUAAUCUAUUCUCUAAAAAACCUGAAAAAUACAGUUAUGCAAAGCUUGAAAAGCUCAUAUGAAUGAAAAAAAUUCUAUUUUUUUUUGUUAUGGUUCAUUUAUUUCUAUUUUCCACAAACUUAUUUUAUAAUACUGUACAAAUUUUCUUUGCCGACUUGAUGUUAUUGAACGGAUGAUAUAAGACCAAUUGUGAAAUUUCCUUUCUAAAAAAAUAUGUCAACACUAAAGUUUCUUCAACAUUAAAGUUUUGUCAACACUCGAAUGAAUAGAAAUAGGCUGAAUGUAGAAUGAUAAGAAAAAAAUCAUAAAAAAUAUUCCUAAAAGCCGCGGUUAUAUUUUCAGAUUGAUUUGAUGAUUAUUUGUGUUUCAAAUCUUUUUGAUUCAAUUAGAAAUUAAAAAAUAGUUCUGAUUCCCUUUUCUUGAAUUUGGGAUUUCAAAUAACAUUUACUUAGAUACAAACAAAAUACUCAUAAUUUAUUACGUUUGUUUGUUUAACGUUUACGUUUUUAUGUUUACAACUAUAUUUAUUGUCGUACAUCAUUAUUUCCAUUCAUGUAGCUUCUCACCUCAUGGCCUCUUCAUGGCCUAUAGUUAUUACUUGCUUUAGAGACUCACUUAUUCUAGAAUUAUCACCAAUAUCUAAUUCGCUAUUAAAAAUAGUGUAAUGCCAGUAUGUACUCAUUAAAAAAGAACUAGGAACCCAAAUUCAUAUAUUAAAAUUAAUCGCUAUUGAGGAAUGUAUGAGAGAGAAAAGCUAUGAAGUUUUCCCAAUACAGAAUGUGAUAGAAUAAUAGCAUAAUAAACAUGAUUGCCAGAAAUCAUCAAGUUAUUAUGCUAGAAACUAUCAUGUCUAAUUGAAAAAAGUUACUUCCUCAUUAUUAUCCACUAAAGCUUUCAAAUUAGCAUACCGGUAUUAUGGAAGGUUGAAAAUUCUAUCAAUACUUGCAAAUAAAAAAACGAACUACUAUUUAAUUAGUUUUUCACGUUCGCGUUUAUUCUUGCUAUAUUUGUUUACUUGUUUAAAAGCGUCUAUCCUUAUUUCAUCUUCUAUUAAAUAGUAUUUAUUCCUUCCCUUUUUCACAUAUUCAAAGUAUCAUAAAGUGCCAUUCCAUCACAAUAUUUUGAAUGAUUACCUUCAGAAUGAUAUUUUAUAUUAUAUUUACAACUGUGAUAGAUGAAUAAUUCAUUUUUUAAAAUGGAACAAUUAGUACUCAUAACUAAGAGAUACCAUGUACAACAAUAAUUCAUUUUUUGAGUGUCACUCCUAAUAAAUCAUGUCUCAUGUUCUAUUCUUACAUCCAUUAUACUACUAUUGUAUUUAAUUAAUUUCUUUCUUCAAUAUUUUCCUUUACAUCUAAUCUCAAUCUUGAUUUUUGUCUCUAUUUCAUCAUUUUGUUUUUUACUCCAUCCUGUCCAUCUUUUUGAAUUUUUAUCAAAUUACUAUAGAAGAAAUCUGUACAUCACCGUGACUAUUGAUAUUAUUAGAAAUAUUAUUUAGCAAGUUUAGCAUAUUAUUUUAAUUUAUUUUAAACUUUGAAGCAGUCAAACUGCAUCUAUUUAUGGAUAAAAAUCUAUCUAUUCUAAUUUCAACACUGGUUUGUCAAUUUUGUUCAAAUGUAUUUGUAAUUUUUAUUUUUAUAUACUGGUUUUAAAUUUUUUCAGUGUAUUUUCAUCGUAGAUCAAGUUUUAUUAAUAUUUUAAUAAUAUUUAUGUAAUUGAAAUGUAGGCCACUGAAUUGAAGAAUAAUGCUUCCGUUAAAAUAUGAAAAAAUAUACUGAUAAUAGCGUUUAGUGUAUUUAUAGUUUUAUAGGUAUGAGAUACCUUAUAAUUUACUAUAAUAUUAGACACGAUAAACAACAUGGGAAUCUUUAUAAUCUACAAAUAUCAAGACUUAUCUAAUCGCACUGAAUUAAUUAUUGUAGAAUUUUAGAAAAAGUAUAGACACGAAAAAAUCGUUGAUGAAACUUUUAGCAACUUGCUUAGUAGCUGAAAAUCACUUGCAGACCACACUGAAUUAUAUUGUCUAGAUUUAGAGAAUUGACAUUUUUGGAAAGUAUUGAUACAAUACCUGAGGUAAUUUUGUUAGUCCCAAGAUUUUCCUUAUUUGAGAAAAGUGUUCAAACUCUUAAACUUAAUUCCAAUUGCAAGAUUUGCAAAAUUGCUUUAUCCUAAAUUUAGUGAGAAGGUUUAACUUCCUUUAGAUUUUUCUCUUAAUUUACUUCUUUUCAUUACCUUAUUCAAUUCAUUAAAGUCAUACAAUUCUUGUUAAUUUCAAUAUGAUUUCCAUUUUUUCUAAUAUAUUGCUGAAAUUAAAGACAUGUCACAAAGUGUCGAUUCACGCUAUAUUACUAAGUAAUUAUUAUUUACUUGGCAUUUGAAAUGUCGUUUAAUUCCAUCAAUUUAUUGUAGUUUCAAGCUAAGAAACUGUAUUAUCAUGCUUUGUAAAGCACUCUGACUAUGUUAAGUUUCUCAUUCUCAAUAUAUUUUAUCUCAGAUACUAAUAAUCAUUAUAAUUUAUUAGACCAAAUAAAAUAAAGCAAAUACUGCAAACACCUCAUAAAAUAGUUGAAACGUGUAAGCAAUAUAAAUAAAAGUUCAAUCAAAAUUUAUAGCAUAUAGACUGGGAUUCGUAGAAAUUUACAUGCCAAUAGUACUACAAUAAUAUGAUUUGAAAUCAGUUUUUGAUAAAUUUCAACCUUCUAAUACGUAAUUAUAAACAUUGAAAAUUUUGUAAAUGUAUUCAAUUUUAAGGAAAUGAAUUGUUUUUGUAAGUCUUUAGACUACGUUGUACAAUCUUAGAUAAUGAUCUCAUUUGAUUUUUCAUUCUCAUGAAGUUCUUUCAAUUAGGCUAUACAUUAAAUAAUUAUCAGAAAUUAAUUUUGAGUUAUUUAUUUAAUCUAUUUUUGUAAAUAUUGUCAAAUAUGUACCAUUUUCUGUUCUUUAAAUAGAAAUUAAACUUCAUAGGCUUAACAUGUCAUGAUUAAUCAGAUUAGUGUUCUUAAGCUUCAUAACCAAGAAAUAUAUCAAUGACCUACAAAACCUCUGGUUUUAUUUACAAUUUUUUGAAUGUUUUUCCUAUUAAUAUAUCAAUUUAUUAUGUAUGAUUGAGUAAUUUUAUUAAUACAAUUAAUAAUAUUGUAUAUUGAUAUUGUAUUGGUGCGAUAACUUACGUUUUGCUCAAAUAUAAUUAUUUUUCUCAUCUGAUAAUGUAGAUAAUUAUUACAAAUUCCAGAGAGUGACAGGUACAGAGAUUUGUCAUUGUCAAAUAAGCUGCUAAUCUUCAGAUGACCUGAAUCAUAAAAAUUCUAAAACGAAUAAUAAAAAGGAUAGAAACGUUUCUACCAAUAUAUCAAUCGCAAAAUAUAGUAAAAAUGUAACAAAUAUGACAAUAGUUCAGAGUUUCAUAUUUAAAAGUUUUUAUCGUUUAUUCCAGUUGAAAUCAUUUUGGUUGUUACAUUAUUUAUAGGCAAAUGAUAUGUUAAAUGAAUAAAUAGUUUUAUAAACAGUUACCCAAAUAACUGUUGCGAUUAGUAAAUUUGAACUAAAUAAUGCAAUAAACCCUGAUUCUUGAGGUUUGUGUCCUCUUUUUAUACAUGUAAUACAAUUUGAUUGAUUCAGCAGAAAGUUCAUUUCAGAUUACAAAUCAAAAAGUUAUCUUAUUUGAAAAUAUUGGUCCAAUUUCCAAUCUAAUCAUUGAAUUAAUUUAGGACAUAGCAUUUGUGUUAUUCUAUUCAAGCCUCCAAAUCAUUCUUUUGUACACGCUCCAACACCUUAAUCUUCCAUUAAGUUUAUUUUGUUCCUAUGUAACAAAGCAUUUUCACACUUAUGUUUCUAUAGUGACUUAUUUUUUAUACAUAAAUCGGUUUCUGCAGUUUGGCAGUUAUAUGGAUACUCUGUAAUAACCUGUACUAAUAACCCCAAGGAUUGUAAUUUGUAUUUGAAAGAAACUGCUGGUUUAAGAGUGUAAAUACUGUAUUUACAUAAUAUUAGAUCCUUAUGUAAAAUGUAAUGUUCAAUUAGGAUUACAUAGUAUAUUUUUUGAUUACGAUAGUAAUUUUUGUUUCAAGUCCUAGAGGUAAAAACGCGUGUAUACUAUACGGUACUAAAAGUAUGGGCGAGACUUGAUAUAUUGUGUUUUUGUUGUACGAUAGUAAAAAUUGAUGAAAUUUA
This is a messenger RNA of Nilaparvata lugens (brown planthopper), 5703 nucleotides long. RefSeq names its product UPF0472 protein C16orf72 homolog. Lineage: Eukaryota; Metazoa; Arthropoda; Insecta; Hemiptera; Delphacidae. The record is from RefSeq and is a predicted model, not a curated record. The coding region runs from base 212 to 1003 and encodes 263 amino acids. The transcript has 6 exons.